Fraxinus pennsylvanica is the source of this 1539-nucleotide messenger RNA. The record is from the annotation of a GenBank genome assembly. Lineage: Eukaryota; Viridiplantae; Streptophyta; Magnoliopsida; Lamiales; Oleaceae.
AUGGCUGUAUACUCCAAGAAGAUUGGCAUUAUUGGCGGUGGCAUUAGCGGCGUAGCAGCAGCCAAACAGCUCUCAAAACACGAGCCGGUUGUGUUCGAAGCCACCGACUCUCUUGGAGGAGUUUGGAAACAUUGUUCUUAUAGGUCUACAAAACUCCAAACCCCUCGUUGUGACUAUGAAUUCUCAGAUUUUCCUUGGGAACAAAGAGACAAUUCGAGUUUCCCGUAUUCUGGGGAAAUUCUCGACUACUUGUACUCUUAUGCUGAGCAUUUUGAUGUGCUUAAAUUUGUAAAAUUUAACACAAAGGUGGUCGAAAUCCGCUUCACCGGUGACUGGGAAUCGAAAUCUGAUGAAUAUGGAAUCCCCUUGCCUGGAAAACCGGUCUGGGAAGUUGGUGUGCAGACCAAUAAUUCCCAAACCAUUCAGUGGUAUGCAUUUGAGUUUCUGGUGAUCUGCACCGGAAAAUAUGGCGAUAUCCCUGUGAUACCUAAAUUCCCACAGAACAAAGGCCCUCAAGUGUUUCAAGGACAAGUUUUGCAUACUCUUGAUUAUUGCAAGCUCAACCAAGAAGAAUCUACGCAAUUACUCAAAGACAAGAAGGUCGUAAUCUUUGGAUACAAAAAAUCCGCCAUUGAUUUAGCAGUCGAAUGUGCAGAGGCAAACCAAGGUCCACAAGGCAAACCUUGCACGAUGGUCGUACGAACCUUACAUUGGACUGUUCCGCAUUACUCUAUAUGGGGUUUGCCAUUUUACAUGUUCUAUUCAACUAGGGCAUCCCAAUUUCUACAUGAAACACCAAAUCAAGGAUUCCUUAGGUCCCUCCUUGGCCACUUGAUGUCUCCUAUGAGACGGCUAGCAUCGAAGAUAAUUGAGUCCUAUUUGACAUGGAAGCUUCCCUUGGAGAAGUAUGGAUUGAAACCCGAACACCCUUUUGAGGAAGACUACGCCUCUUGUCAAAUGGCUAUCUUGCCUGAGAAUUUCUUCGUGGAGGCUGAUAAGGGAAAUAUUUGCUUCAAACGAGCUUCAAAAUGGUGGUUUUGGGAAGGAGGAGUUGAAUUCGACGAUGGAACCAAAUUGGAUGCCGAUGUUGUGGUUUUUGCGACUGGUUUUGAUGGCAAGAAAAAACUGAAAACUAUUAUUCCCGAGCCCUUCCACAGUCUACUUCAAUUCCCCUCUGGAAUGAUGCCCUUAUAUAGGGGAACAAUCAAUCCAUUGAUUCCUAACAUGGCAUUUGUGGGUUAUAUCGAGAGCGUUUCAAAUCUCCACACAUCAGAGAUACGCUGCAAAUGGCUAUCUCGACUUGUAGACGAUCAAUUUAAGCUCCCAAGUGUGGAGAAAAUGCUUGAACAAACCACCAAAGAAAUGGAAAUUAUGAAGAAAACAACGAGAUUCUUCAAGAGAAGCUGCAUUUCGACUUUUAGCAUAAAUCAUAGUGACGAAAUCUGUGAAGAAAUGGGAUGGAGAUCAUGGAGGAAGAACAACUGGGUUGCUGAAGCUUUUAGCCCGUACAACAGCCAAGAUUACGACGAGAAAAAAUGA